Messenger RNA from Physella acuta, 2323 nucleotides. RefSeq lists its product as uncharacterized. NCBI's taxonomy places the organism in Eukaryota, Metazoa, Mollusca, Gastropoda, Physidae. The record is from RefSeq and is a predicted model, not a curated record.
UUUAUAGCUAGAUCUAGAUCUAGAUUUCUAGAGCUAGACUAAAAAAAUGGCUGAUGACUAUGAAGGGGAAGUAUGUUGUAUCGAAGUAGCAAAAUUGAUCUUACCAGGGGAAAUUAUAAAGACAAGAGUUCUUCUCGACCACACAAAAACAGUUUGUUCAGAGAAAGAAAGGCUGUUGAGGGAUGCACAAAUCGACUACUCAAAUAAAAAGUUUGUGAUGUUGGCGAUAGGUACCCAGAACUCAAGGACAGUUUUAGAAGAUGACAAAAUAGUUAUUUCUUAUGCUGAAUGUCUAGGAACAGAUGUGGAAAUAGAAAUUAUAGAAUCUAGGCCUGGACUUGAGAACACAGGAGUAACAGCUAAACCAGAAAACUUCGGAGUGUCAAUGAAAUAAGAUUAUGAGAUGCAUAACAUUUAGCUUAAUUUAAAAAAAAAAAUAACAUACAAAAAAAUAGAAAAAAAAAAUUAAUAAAACUUCUUGUAGUGUUAAAAAAAAGGAUUUAGCAACCAAAUAUUUGAUGUUUUAACUUUUAAAUUAUAAAUCUGAUUUGGUAUAAUUGUGUGAAAUCUAGACAAAACAGUAACAACUUUAAAUAAACUUUAAAAAAAAAUAAAAAUGAUAUAUGUGAUAUUAUGGAACAAAACUAAAUAUUUAGCAUUUUAACUUUAAAAUAUAAAUAUAAAUAUAAUUUGGUAGGCCUACAAGAUGUAAAAUAAAAAAUUAAAAUAUUAAAGUGAUAGACAGUAGGGUAGUAAGAGCAGUUGAGACUUUUGGAAAUCUUUUUGCUUGAAGGUAUUUAUGGAAUGUUAUGAACUUAUUUAUGUAAACAUAUGGUUAGUUGUAUUAAAAGAGGUUUAUUAAUAAUUAAUGUAUGAAUGAUCAAUGUUGCUGUGUGAUUGAAUGAACACUGAGACCAUGAGUGUAAUAAAUGCAUAAAUACUUGUAUGGCUAAAUAAUGUAAAAAUAUUUUUUUUCUUAUUCUGAAUUUUAAUUUUUCUUUCAUCAUGUUACAUGAUUUAUGUAUUUAUCAUACAUCGCAAGACAUAAAAUAAUAUCAUCCAACACUCACAGUUAUAGUUUUUAUCCAAAUGAGCAGUCUUCACUUGCUAUUUCUAAGGCUGAGCAAUUAUAAGUUACCUAACAAUACUAAUAACUGACCAUUUUAUUUUCUUGAUAUUUAAACUUUGAUACAUUAUUUUUUAAAUUGUUUGAAUAUUUAAAUAAAGAUAAUGAAGUUGAUGUUUGAAAAUACUAGAAUUAACAUCUUUAGCUAAAACAUUUUUAACAUAGUUUACUUUGUAUCUGUAGUCAAUUUAGCAUUUUUCAAAUUAAUGUUUUUCAUCAUUUUUCAUUAUUUAAAAAAUUUCUAUCUCUAUCAUUAGAAUUCUGUUGAUUUUAAAAGACAAAAAAAAAAUGGCAACCCCAGUUUAUCUAUGUAGGCUACUUGUUGUGAUUAACUCCAAUCUAUAUUUUAAACUGCAGGCUUUGGGUUCCUUUUUUUUUAGAUUUCACCAUUAUGUUGGAUUGUGUGGUCAACACCAUACCAACCAAAACUAUACCUCCCUGACUUUUUGAAUGACCAUUAUGGUGACCUUGGGGUCACAGACAAAGGCAGGCUUUUAUUUUGUCAGUGGGGGGGGGGGGAAAUGUCAUUUUAAUGGCAAAUAAAAACCACUUUUCUUUCUAUGCCACAUUCAGGUGUAGUAAAUCUAGAUGUAAGGUUUUCAUUUUAAGCUAUUACAAUAUUUUUCUGAUUUAGUACAUGGUGCCUUUUUGAUGACUUAGUUUUAUGCUUGAGUUGACCUCAUAGUCUCAUUCUGACUUGACCACAUAGUUGUAUAUAUGACUUGAUAACACAGUCAUAUGUCUGACUUGACAAUACAGUCUUAUGUCUGACUUCAGUACAGUCUUACACGUCAAAAAAAUCUCUAUGUGAGCUAUCACAUAGUUGUUCACUGUUUAAGAAAUACUGAACAUUAAAUUCUUGUUUUUUUAUUUUAUGUUGCAUUUUAUUUUUUAUUUAACAUUCAUACUAGACAGAAAACUAGACUCUUACUAAAAUUUUUUAGUUCUAUUGGAAAUCUAAAUAGAUUUUAUAUCUUCAAGUGAUUGUACUUCUGACUUAAUUUUUUGAUUUGUGAAACAUACUUAUUAGAUGCUAUUUUACUAUGGCUCUGUAUUUUUCCCCAUACAUUUUGUUGAGGUUUAAAAGUGAAUAAAAUCUUUUAGUGAAGUAAGUUACAUCAAUUGUUCUGUGAUUAAUGUUGAUGUAGGUCACUUAAUGGAUCUAAAUAAAAAAAAAAUAUAUAUUUAUAUUAGUUU